UUGGUGUAUUGUCGUUGGUGCGUGCUUUGAUUGCUCAUUAAAAGUGCCUAAAAGCUAACAACCAACACAUCUGAGGUGGUUAGUUGUUGCUCUGCUGUGAUCCAGUGAGUUGGGUGAAAAAGGUUCGCUCCUAUCGUGACUUUUCUUUUGGACACUUGAACACAUUCCACCACGACAGAACCAUCAUGCGGCCCUCUCUUAGGGUAUUGCUCGUCAUUGGGUGUAUAGGUCUUAGCCAGGCCAAGCCAAGCCCUCAAGACUCGUACGGCUCACCUCAAGCCAAUUCGGUGGAUACCUACGGUUCGCCCAAGGGACCGGCCUGUCGAACUGAUGUUUCAGCCAACCCAUUGCCUGGAGCCGAGUGCAAUGCCAAUGCUCCCAAUUGUCAGGAUCAAUGCUCCACCACGUAUGAACAGAAGUGUGAGACCAAAUAUGACAAUCAAUGCCAGACCAUCAACGAGCAAAAGUGCGAAACUGGUUACGAGAGCAAAUGCGAAACGGUCUAUCAAUCGGAGUGCAAAACCGAAUAUGAUGACCAAUGCAAUACUGUCUAUGAUCAGAAAUGCGAGACCACUUACCAGACUACUUACGACAACCAAUGUGAGACCAAGUACGACAACCAAUGCGAGACCGUCUACGAGGACAAGUGUGAGACUCGUUAUGAGGACAAGUGCAACACCGUCUACGACACUCAAUGCGAGACCAAGUACGAGGAGCAAUGCCAUCAAGUCACCGAGCAGGAGUGCCACACGGAACAGGAUCAAAAGUGCGACACUUCCUAUGAGCAGAAAUGCGAGACCACUUAUGAGACCACCUAUGAGCAACAAUGCCACAACGAAUAUGACCAGCAAUGCGAGACCAAGUACGACACCAUCUACGAUCAAAAAUGUGAAACUGUUUACGAAACCUUCUACGACCAGCAAUGCUCAACUGUUUAUGAUACUGUGAAUGAGCAGAAAUGCGAGACCAAAUACGACACGGUUUACGAAGAGCAAUGUUCCACCGUCUACGACACUGUCAACGAACAGAAGUGCGAGACCAAGUACGACACCACCUACGAUCAGAAGUGCGAGACCAAAUACGUCACCGAAUACGAGGAGAAGUGUCAAACUAAUUACGUCGAAGAGUGUAACACUGCCUACGAGGAUAAAUGCGAGACUCAAUACGAGACCACCUACCAGGAACAAUGUCACACCGAGUACGAUACCAAAUGUCAAACUGUCUACGACACCCACAUGGAUCAAAAAUGUGAAACCAAGUACGAAUCUAAGUGUGAAACAAAGUAUGAGACUCAAUACGACCAACAAUGCCGCACGGAAUACCGAACGGAGUACGACACCGUCUAUGAGGAGAAAUGCGACACCAAAUACGACCAGAAAUGCGAGUCCAAGUACGAGACCGAAUACGAGACGCAGUACGAGCAAUCGUGUCAACAAGUUCCAGAGAAGGAGUGUUCCACAACUUACGAACAAGUUUGUCAACUCCAAUACGAAACCGAAUACGAGGAAGUGUGUGAAGAGGCCCAAGACGAGUAUGGUGCUCCCCAAGCCCCCGCUGUCGGAAACACCGAUUCUUACGGAAGUCCCCAAGGCCAAGCCAUUGACAGCUAUGGUUCCCCUCAAGCCAAUGAGGUGGACGGCUAUGGAGCCCCCAAAGGCCCUGUGUGUAAGCAAGUGCCUAAGCAAGUGGAGAAGCAGAACUGCAACAAUGUCCCUCGAGAGGUCUGCAAGGAUGUCUACCGCAAUGAGUGCAACCAAAUCGCCAAGCAAGUGCCUAAGCAAGUGCCCAAGGAGGUUUGCAGCCAAGUAGCCCGCGAAGAGUGCAACAAGGUGCCUCGCCAGGUGCCUCGUCAAGUUCCCGAACAGAAAUGCGAACAGGUUUCCAAGCAGGUCCCCAAACAGGAAUGCAAGCAAGUGGAGAAACAAGAGUGCUUUGACGUCCCCCGACAGGUCCCCCGAGAAGAUUGCAAGCAAGUGCCCCGACAGGCUUGCGAGAACAUUCCCCAACAACACGAGAAUGAGGUGUGCACCCAAGUUCCACGUCAAAACUGCGUCAAGGUUCCUAAGCAGAGCUGCCAGAACGUUCCCAAGCAGGUGGCCAAACAGGAAUGUAAUCAGAUCCCACGCCAAGUCCCCAAGCAAGAGUGCCACAACGUUCCCAAACAAGUGCCUCGUCAAGAGUGCAAACAAGUUCCCCGACAAGUGGAGAGUCAGAAUUGCUACAACGUGCCCAGACAAGUGCCCCGAGAGGAGUGCCAAAAUGUGCCCCGCCAAGAAGCCAGCGAAAAAUGCGGUCAAGUGCCUCGUCAGGUGAGCCGCCAGGAAUGCAGACAAGUGCCUCGAGAAGAAUGCACCAAUGUGCCCAAGCAAGUGGAAAGCCAAGAGUGCAAGCAAAUCCCCCGCGAGAACUGCUACAACGUGCCAAGACAGGUGUGCAAUCCCACCUACCGCCAAGAAUGCGAGAAGGUGCCCAAGGAGAGUUGCCAACAAGUGCCUCGUCAAGAGUGUAACCAAGUGGAGCGACAAGAAUGCAAAAAGAUCCCGCGAGAGAGCUGCAAACAGGUGCCCCGUCAAUCUUGCCAACAGGUUCCUAAGCAAGAGGCUAAACAGGAGUGCAAACAAGUGCCUCGCCAAGAGUGCCAGAAGGUUCCCCGCCAAGCGUGCACCCAAGUGCCCAGUCAGCAGUGUGACCAAGUGCCCAAACAGAACUGCUACAAUGUCCCACGAGAGCAAUGCGAGCAAGUCACUCGCCAAGAGUGCAAGCAAGUGCCCCGUCAACAAUGCACUCAACAGUGCACCAACACCUACACUUGUCAAAUCUGUGAACAGACUGAUUCCUAUGGCUCGCCUCAAUCUAGUCCCGUCCAGCCGUCCUACAGUUCCCCGGCACAACCCUCCUACUCGGGCAAAUAGGAAUAUGACCGCAGGCCUGACUUGGGCGGAAGACCCUAUCCGCCUUUUCCCAGUUCCCUCUUCAUUUCCUUGUUAACAAAAACAUACCCCAUACCCUCUCCCUGCUGCCAUACAAGAAACCACUUCUCCACCGUCAGCUAGCCUGAUCGGAAGAGAACAAAAGCAUCGCCUUUUUCAUUAUCAUGACCCCCAAAUCUUUUUUUUUCUCUUCUUGAAGUGCCCCCAACUUUGGAUUGCCCUUUCAUUCAGUCACGGAUUUUUAGUCUAGUCAUCAUUGCAGUAGUCGCCACAAAUGAAGACCGAUCCCAGAGUCGACGACGAUCAAUUCCCUCAAGUGAGAGGGGUUUCAUGAACCCUUUCGUUCGCCCGUCGCCCCUAAAGCUUCAAGUGAACUGUUCCUCUCAUUUGGAACGCCAUUGUCAUCUGACACAUACGUCUUCAUACGAUAUUGCAAGCGGAUAUGCUAGUCAUCAUGCAUCAUCGCCCGUCUUUAGUCCACGCUCUAAACUCGCUCGUACGUACGCAAUUCAAGUCAUGAGUGACGAGAAUAACGAAACAAAAAAUUUGGACGAUAGACUUCUCUACCUAAAGAACUAGCAGAUCUGACUAGCUCCCCAUCAAUACUAUGCGAAGAAUCAAAGGAUGUAGCCGCAAGCCCUUGUCUGUGUGUCUGCCCGGCCCCAAGAACCAUCGUCAUCUAUUUCACAAUCCAUCAUUGUUGUGAUAGGACAAGACGAAUUGCUCAAAAAAAAAGUCGUGUCUGCAACAUUACAAUUUUUGCCUCGAAAGUCACCGCUACCAUGUACUAUGACGAUUACUAGCACUUCUGGCAAUUUGAAAGCAGCGCUCAGAUCACAGAUCAUAUUCCAAUACUACAUUUUUACCACAACCACCCAACCAUUUUCCAUUUUGUUACCAGAGAAGCGCCAUGACCAUCAUGACUUGGUUGAUCCAAGUCACUUGAGUUACAAAGCGUAACUUCUCCUUUGUUUGUUCAACUAUUUUUGUGUGUACCUUAUCCCACAAGAUAGGUACAUACUGUACCUAUCUUGAAUGCGGUGUUGUUAUUGUUAUUUGACCUAUUUAUUAGGGGGAGAAUGAUAUCAAUAAACCAGUUACAAAAUCAA
This is a messenger RNA of Tigriopus californicus, 4039 nucleotides long. RefSeq names its product axoneme-associated protein mst101(2)-like. NCBI's taxonomy places the organism in Eukaryota, Metazoa, Arthropoda, Copepoda, Harpacticoida, Harpacticidae. The transcript has 9 exons. The coding region runs from base 186 to 2912 and encodes 908 amino acids. The record is from RefSeq and is a predicted model, not a curated record.